This is a messenger RNA of Linum tenue, 3088 nucleotides long. The record is from the annotation of a GenBank genome assembly. NCBI's taxonomy places the organism in Eukaryota, Viridiplantae, Streptophyta, Magnoliopsida, Malpighiales, Linaceae.
AUUUACCGGUGGCCAAAUUACGCCUAGUCCCGCCAUUCCCUAGGCGAGAGUAAAACUAAAAACCUCAUAAACCCCAUUCCGCCAUUGUCGAAAGGUGCAAACUGCAAAGUUUGGAGAGGAUUUCUGAGACGGAGAAAGGUUUUGACAGAGCGCAAUGGUAGGCGACCAAGACAUGAGUGGCUGGAGCGAUUUGCUUCAUUCCUCGACCAGACUUCUCGAGCAGGCCGCUCCUUCUGCCCAGUUUCCUCCUCUUCAGAGGAAUUUGGACCAGUUGGAAGCAUUGUCCAAAAAGCUCAAAGCUAAAACUGUUCGAACCGAGGCUCCUUCCCAAUCAAUUGCUGCCACAAGGCGAGUUUCCUCGCUACUUGCACGUGAAGGGAUAAAUGCUGAGCAACUGGCCCGUGAUUUGAAAUCUUUUGAGCUUAAGACAACCUUUGAGGAUGUGUUCCCUACUGAAGCUACAAGUGUUGAGGAGUAUUUGCAGCAGGUUCAUGAAAUGGCCAUGGUGUCAUCUAUCCAAGAAGCUCAGAAGGACAAUGUGAGGGGCUUCAAUGAUUAUAUGAUGAAAGUUCUGGAGGAGGAUUGGCAAAAAGAAAAACGUGAUUUUCUUCAUAGCUUGAGUCGGCUUUCAACACUACCGAGGGCUGACGUAGUCGAUACAAACACACAUAGUACUCGUCCGGGGAAACUCUUAUCUCUUGCUUCAAGUAGCCCAUUGGUCUCUUCUGGUUCUGCUGCCAUGGACAUUGUACCGUUUGCUAACAAACCAAUAGCGGAGAGAAAAGCUUUGGCAUAUUCUGAAGUUGUGAAGAAUCUGAAUAGUGCAAGAGAACGUGGAUUGCCAUUUAAACCGGCAGCUUCUUUCAAGGGUGCUUAUGAAAAUCUAAGUUUAGAAGGAUCUGGUGGCAAAUCAGUGAACAUGCAGAAGAUGUGGCACCUUAUUCAGUCUUUAACAGGCGAGAAUUCCACCAUCCAACGGAAUUUCUCAACAAAAAUGUCAAUAGUUAUCGGUGCGAGGCAUCAUCUGGAAUGGGGACAUGAAAAAUAUAUGAUGGAUACUAUUCAAAGUCACCCUGCACAGGCUUCUAUUGGUGGAACUGUUGGAAAUAUGCAGAAAGUUCGUGGAUUUCUUCGGAUUCGUUUGAGGGAUUAUGGACUUCUAGAUUUUGAUUCAGAUGAUAGCCGUAGGCAGCCUCCAGUUGAUACCACUUGGCAGCAGAUCUAUUAUUGUUUGAGGACUGGAUACUACGAUGAAGCCAGAAAUGUUGCUCUAUCUUCCCGUUCAUCUCACCAAUUUGCACCCUUGCUUACAGAGUGGAUUAACACUGGAGGCAUGGUGCCUGCAAGCAUUGCAGCCGCUGCUUCAGAAGAAUGUGAAAAGAUGUUAAGAAUGGGUGACCGGGCAGGUCGAGCUGCAUAUGAUAAAAAGAAGCUGCUGCUCUAUGCUAUGGUUUCUGGUUCUCGCAGGCACAUUGACCGUCUACUGAGAGAUCUACCCAUGCUUUUUGGUACAAUUGAGGAUUUCUUGUGGUUCACGUUAUCAGCUGUACGUGAUGUUCCUGCUGAGACUUCAUCGACAGUCUUGCAUGAAGGCUCCAUGCCAUACACAUUGGAAGAUUUGCAGGCUUACCUGAACAAAUUUGAGCCGUCUUAUUAUACCAAGAAUGGGAAGGAUUUGCUAGUGUACCCUUACGUGCUGCUUUUAAGCAUCCAGUUGCUACCAGCUGUAUUACACCUGUAUAAGGAAGCUGCAGGUGAAGGAUAUGAUAUUGAUGCUAUUCACUUAUCAGUUGUGCUGGCAGACCAUGGGCUUCUUUCAUCCGAAGGUACUAAUACUGGAAGAAAACUUGGAGUAAUGGAUGCUUACGCAGAGGCUGCUAGCAUAAUUAGACAGCAUGGAUCUGCAUAUUUGCGUAAUGGGAACCUUUCAUUGGCAUUGGAAUAUUAUGCACAAGCUGCUGCUGCAGUGGGGGGUGGAGAGAUUUCUUGGACUGGUAGAGGUAAUGUGGAUCAGCAACGGCAGAGAAACUUGAUGCUGAAGCAGCUUCUCACUGAGCUACUACUACGAGAUGGUGGAAUUAUGUUCUUACUUGGUCCAAGGGGUGCUGGAGAAGAAGGUGAAUUAGGACGAUUUUUAAACGAUGAUAGAUCGAGACAUCAAUUUCUUCUUGAAGCUGCUUUCCAAUGUCUGGAAGCUGGCCUCCAUGAUAAAUCAAUAGAAAUUCACAAGAGAGUUGGGGCUUUUGGUAUGGCCUUGGACACAAUCAAUAAGUGUCUUUCUGAGGCAAUUUGUGCCUUGGCUCGUGGUAGAUUGGAUGGAGACACCAGGACAAGUGGUCUUAUUCAUUGUGGAAAUGAAAUUUUGGAAGCUUACAAGUAUCAUCCUGAUAUCAGGUUAGUGCAACUACUACUUAUAUUUUCCUUGUCAUCUUCUCAUGAAGAGUUCUACCCUAAAGAGAGAGAGCGUGUUCUGGAACAAGAAACGGUGUUGAGACAGCUUGAGGCAAUAUUGUCUGUCCACCAGUCGACGAGAAUGGGAAAUUACCUGGAAGCAUUGAGAGGGAUUGCCGCACUUCCUUUUCUGCCAUUAGAUCCUCGGGCACCAGAUGCAAAUGUCAGGGAGUUCCAGAAUCUAUCUCCCCAUGUAAAAGACUGCAUUCCUGACGUUUUGAAGGUAGCUCUAACAUGUAUCGACAAUUUGACGGAUACUGAUGGGUCGCUUCGUGCCAUGAGGGCCAAGAUCGCGCAGUUUCUAGCGAACAACAUGAAUAGGAACUGGCCUCGUGAGCUGUACGAGAAAGUUGCACGGAGCUUGUGAGGUUAGCAGAACUGAAGGCUGAUCAUGUGAGACAUGGCUUCUGAGUUCUCUGUUGAAGGAAAGAAUGCAUGUACGCAGUUGCAAUCCAGUCGUUGAACAAAGCCCGUCCAUAUCUCAGUCAAACUUUUGUAUUAACCUUUUUGUAGCCCAUGACCCCCCCUUACGAAUUUUCUUAAGUCGGACUAGACUGAAUAUAACUCAAACUGAGUAUUGAUUUUAUGAAUUUUCUUAAAUAUGAAAGUGAUGGACCCUCUAUUUCACCACCUAUCA